Telopea speciosissima is the source of this 514-nucleotide messenger RNA. Its product is annotated as heavy metal-associated isoprenylated plant protein 28-like. Gene Ontology annotation, molecular function: metal ion binding. The record is from RefSeq and is a predicted model, not a curated record. NCBI's taxonomy places the organism in Eukaryota, Viridiplantae, Streptophyta, Magnoliopsida, Proteales, Proteaceae. The coding region runs from base 154 to 429 and encodes 91 amino acids. The transcript is spliced from 3 exons.
CUCUCAUGUCUCCCUCUUCUAUAUAUAUCAACAUUCCCCCUUUGUUCAUUCCAAUUGCCUCACAUCAUUGUCCCUCCAUCUCUUUAUUGCUCUCUUCAUAACAAUCUCUCAAGUUAUCCAAUCAAUCUUCUUUUCCAAUAGAGGGUGUCCUUCAUGGAGACUGUGGAAUUGAAGGUGGAGAUGGUAGGAAUUCAUGAAAAGAGACUAAGGAAAUGUCUUUCAAAAGUAAAAGGGAUUGAGAAGGUGGAACUGGAUGUUAGCAGUCAAAAAGUGAUGGUCACAGGGUACACUCAUCGAAACAAAGUACUAAAGGCAUUGAGGAGAGCUGGUUUGAAAGCUGAGUUUUGGUCUGCACAAAAUGAGCUGCUCAAUGCUUAUGCCAGUGCCACCUAUGGAAGCCUUAGAAUUAACAAUUUUAAUCUCUUCUAGUGUUUUUUUUUUUUUUUUUUUUCUUUUGUUUUUUCAAAUGAUAAGUGAGAUUUGUGUUUUUAAUUUUUCUUUCUUUUUCCCCCCC